GGUGGGUGAAGAAACUGAUGAGAGUAGCUAGCUCCCGUGUGGGCGGACAUUUCAAAGACAUCUUCUUUUUCAUUUCCCUUGCCAAAAUUAAAAUAUAUCCAUCUCUCUCUCUCUCUCUACUGUAUAUAUUUCAAACUAUAUAUCAUACCUAAUUCAUCUCUAACACCUUCUACUUUCAUUUCAUUUCAAAUUUAAUCAAAAUACUACAUCUUCUCUCACAAUGGAAUCUGCAGCUGUCCUGCGCUCAAUUCACUAUUCUAUGGGUACUGUCGCACCUUUGCGCCCUCUAUAUGAGAGACCAGGUGUGGUUUUUAUGAACAAUGCUGCAUGGCUUGGUUGUGAUUUAGUUUCUUCUCAGAAAAAACGAGCAGGGUCUCUUGUUUCAUGUGUGAAGUCUUCUGAGAUGGCUGUUGUAGACAAGUCCAAUGGAUCAGUGGAGAAAAAGAUUUCAGUGGGUUCCACUUUUCCUAAUGGCUUUGAGGAGCUUGUCUUGGGAGUCUGUGACGAGACACAGAUUGCUGAGCUGAAAAUGAAGAUCGGGGGAUUUGAAAUGCAUCUCAAGAGGAACAUUAAAUCAGCAGAACCCAUCAUGCCUGUUGCUUCACCUACAGAAGCACCACCAAUUCCUAGCAAACCAAUGAAUGAAUCUACCCCUGUGACCGCAUCAUCACCGCCAACUUCUCAAAAAACAACUCCAUUCACAAAUGUCCCUGUUGAGAAGUCAAGAAAAUUAGCAGCACUGGAAGCUUCUGGAGCUAGUGGAUAUGUUCUAGUCUCAUGUCCAACGGUUGGAACAUUCCGUAAAAGCAGAACACUCAAAGGGAAGAAACAGCCUGUCCUCAUCAAAGAGGGUGAUGUUAUCAAGGAAGGACAGACUAUAUGCUACUUGGACCAGUUUGGCACAGAACUUCCAGUGAAGUCGGAUGCAGCUGGAGAAGUCAUAAAGCUACUCUUUGACGAUGGAGAGGCAGUUGGGUACGGUGAUCCCAUCAUUGCAGUCUUGCCCUCGUUCCAUGAUAUCAAGUAAAAUACCAUUCAUCACUAUUCAAGUAGUUUCAUGGGUACGGAGAGCCCUUUGGCUUGCGGUUUGCUUCCGAUUUCAAAUUUUCUGUAUUCUUCUCAUGUUUAGCAUUUUCUCCUUUGCCAAGUUUUGCGGGUUGAAAAUGACACUAAAUCUGCAACAAAAAGCGAUCUAUAAUUUCAACAACUAGAGAGUUUAUAAUCUGUAUUUGCCAUAUUUUUGUAUGCCAGGAUAAUAUAUAAUGAUCAUUGUUGCAGAUGAUUCUCA
This is a messenger RNA of Erigeron canadensis, 1288 nucleotides long. Its product is annotated as biotin carboxyl carrier protein of acetyl-CoA carboxylase-like. The record is from RefSeq and is a predicted model, not a curated record. The transcript has 9 exons. Lineage: Eukaryota; Viridiplantae; Streptophyta; Magnoliopsida; Asterales; Asteraceae. The coding region runs from base 221 to 1027 and encodes 268 amino acids.